UACUGGUUAUUGGUAUCCAUCGUACAAAAAGACAUUACAUCCUUUUAUCAUGAACACAGACUUGACUACCCCCUUUUCAUUUUCUCUGUUGAUGGAUUUGAAGAUGCUGAAAGCAGGAAACGACACACGGAUGAGGAGGAGUCAUUAUCAGCAGCCAUGUCUGAAUCCAGGAACCCGACACUGACUGACUCUGAUCUGACUGGAUGUUUGUGAGAUAAGGGAUGAGUUUUGUUGUGUUGUUUUUGUGCAUCAUCGAUGGAGUCGCCUGUUAGCACUGCCCUGUGGGGCGGUGGUGGCAGCAACUACACAGCUGACGACUCUGGGCCGAGCUUCAUCAACCAGCUAGGCACUGGCUCACCUGUCGUGCCGAGGGUUGUUUCCAUAGUGACCAGUCUAGUGACCGCCACCACAGAGGCCACAGUGGGCACCACAGGAAACCUGUCGGUGUUCAGAGACCAAAGAAGGAGCGAGCUCAGUCAAACCCAUCCGGCAUCAACCCCGUCUGUCCUGAGCGCCGCUGAGAGUAACUCUGUUCUUCAGGGCAUCACCGUGGCAGCUCAGGCCCUGGUGCUCCUCUCCAUCUUCCUCCUCUCCAGCCUUGGUAACUCAGCCGUUGUUAUCGUCAUCAUCAAACACAGGCAGCUUCGAACCGUGACCAACGCCUUCAUCAUGUCUCUGUCGCUGUCUGACUUCCUCACGGCUGUUCUGUGUCUGCCCUUCUCCUUCAUCAUGCUCUUCAGUAAGGACGGGAUCUGGAUGUUUGGGGAUCAUUUCUGUGUGGCCAACGGCUUCUUCAACACCUGCUUUGGUAUCAUCUCCACCCUGACCAUGACUCUGAUCUCUUUUGACAGGUACUACGCCAUAGUCAGGCAGCCACAGGCGAAAAUUGGGCGCCAGAAAGCGACUCAGUUGUUGGUAGCUGUGUGGUUAACUGCUGUCAUCUUUUCUUUACCCUGGUACCUGUUAGUCCGGACGCCAGCAGAAAUCCAUAAGCGAGGUUUCUACCACUGUAUGUAUGUGUUCCACUCUGGGACGUCUCGCAUGGGGACGGCUUACAGCAUCUGCCUCAUCAUGGUGUGUUAUUUACUGCCCUUCUCCCUCAUGUGUUUUUGCCAUUACAACAUCUGUAAGACGGUCCGGCUCUCAGAGAUCCGAGUCCGACCAGUGACCACGUACGCAUACUUAUUGCGGUUCUACAGUGAAAUGAGAACAGCAACCACGGUUCUGAUCAUGAUCGUUUUCAUCAUUUUCUGUUGGGGGCCAUAUUGUUUAAUGGGGUUGGUCACAGCAAUGGGAGACUACAAAUUCAACCCCGCAAUGGACACGGUGGCGAUCUGGCUCGCCUGGGCAAACGGAGCCAUCAACCCUCUGAUCUACGCCCUGAGGAACCCCAACAUAUCCAUGUUACUGGGGCGGAGCAGAGAGGAGGGCUAUCGGACCAGAAAUAUCGCUGCGUACCUCUCCAGCCAAACCCAGAACCGCGAGGUUCGGCUCAACCAAGCAGACAGGAUAAGGGACCGCUACGUAAGCCGAGUAGGGGUGAACAAUAACAGCAGACUGUCGAGUUCCAGUCCUGGAAAAGGAGGAGAGGUGGCAAUGUGGGCCUGUAAAAACCCCGCUGUGUUCUUCUGCAGGGACGCCCAGUCUGACACCACAACACUACCCAACUCUGUCAGUACUCUAAAGAUGAAGACAGCUGACACCAGCCUGUGAGUUCUGGACCAAGUUUGAACUAUCUGAUAAUGGUUUCCAUCUGAUCUGUAUUUACAGUUGAGGAUCUGGAGACUGCUGUCACCAGUUUAAGGUCUUCAGAAAUACCUGACAGUAUUCGUGUCUCGUCGGAUCACAGCAUCUCAUAAACGUUCAUGAUCCCAUUCAAAACUUGACCAGAUUUUGUUCCAUGAAUCAGGAGGAUAAUGAGUUUUUCAUAUAGUCCUAUUAAUUGACAGAACUGUCAGGAAGACAAAAGUCAUGAUGGUGAAAACUCAGUUUGAGCAACUGUUGUAUAACAGCUAAUGAGUUACAUGAAAUCCUUCCUAAAUUUGGAGGACACCAUAAAGUCCUCUGAAGGAUCCACAGGACCAGCUUGAAGACCUCUGGAAGGGGAUGUUGAGUAUCGUGACGCCUGUGCUGCA
Messenger RNA from Seriola dumerili (greater amberjack), 2135 nucleotides. It is a transcript of the gene gpr135, whose product is annotated as G protein-coupled receptor 135. Lineage: Eukaryota; Metazoa; Chordata; Actinopteri; Carangiformes; Carangidae. Bases 256 to 1713 code for a protein of 485 amino acids. Gene Ontology annotation, molecular function: G protein-coupled receptor activity. The transcript has 2 exons. Gene Ontology annotation, biological process: G protein-coupled receptor signaling pathway. The record is from RefSeq and is a predicted model, not a curated record. Gene Ontology annotation, cellular component: membrane.